Prunus armeniaca (apricot) is the source of this 636-nucleotide messenger RNA. Lineage: Eukaryota; Viridiplantae; Streptophyta; Magnoliopsida; Rosales; Rosaceae. The record is from the annotation of a GenBank genome assembly.
AUGGCUUCAAGCAGUGUUCCCACUAUCUCCAUUCCCAAUAUCUCUCACCUUGUCUCUGUCAAACUAUCUGAUACCAACUAUCUUGUAUGGGAAAGUCAGGUCAAACCUUUCUUACUCGGCCAGAAUCUUUGGCACUUUGUUGAUGGCUCUCAUCCUUGCCCCUCCCCUACACUUCCUCCUUCUGAAAAGUCUAAAUGCUCCACUCUGUCGUUGGCCAAUCCUGACUAUGUCUCUUGGUUUCAAACUGACCAAAGCCUGAUUAGUAUUCUUCGUGCUACGCUGUCUGAGAGUGUUCUUUCCCAAGUUAUUGGGUUCUCCACCUCGAAGGAAAUUUGGGAUUGUCUCAAACAAAAUUUCUCCCAACAAUCCCUUGCCAAUUCUGCCCAGCUCAAAUUUCGCCUCUUCUCUAUUACCAAAGGUUCCAGAUCCAUCUCUGAAUACCUUGCUCAGGCCAAGAGUUUGGCUGAUGAACACACUGCAAUCCAGGACCCUGUCUCCAACUCUGACCUGGUUACUUAUGUACUUCGUGGUCUGGGUAUUGACUACCAAAUGAUUGUGACGGCAAUUUUGAAUUUCCCACCACUUCCAUCCUUCUCGGACCUCCGCACUCGCCUUCUUGCUUUUGAAGGGCAAUAG